UUGGUGCUCACAGGUUUAGAAGAUGACAAGGCGGCGUGGCAGGAGCCCAGGCUGCUGCUCCUCCUGGCUGGGAAGACGGGGGCAGGGAAGAGCGCCACGGGAAACUGCAUCCUGGGCCAGAAGCGCUUUGUCUCCAGGCUCGGGCCCACUUCGGUGACCAGAACCUGCGCGGUGGGGAGCUGCAGGUGGGCCACGUGGCACUUAGAGAUCAUUGACACCCCAGACCUUUUCAGCUCCGAAGUCUCCCAGACAGACCCCGAGUGCAAGGAGAAAGGCCGCUGCUACCUGCUCUGCCCCGGGCCGCAUGUCCUGCUGCUGGUGACCCAGCUGGGCCGCUUCACCGCCCAGGACCAGCAGGCCUGGAGUGGGGUGAAGGCGCUGUUCGGAGACGGCAUCGCGGCGCGCACCAUCGUGGUCUUCACCCGCAAGGAGGACCUGGCGGGGGACUCGCUGCAAGAUUAUGUGCGCGACACGGAGAACUGCGCGCUCAGGAAGCUGGUGGCCGAGUGUGGGGGCCGAUUCUGUGCCUUCGACAACCGAGCCACCGGCGCG
Molecule: messenger RNA, 552 nt
Organism: Vicugna pacos (alpaca)
Lineage: Eukaryota; Metazoa; Chordata; Mammalia; Artiodactyla; Camelidae
Source: RefSeq, a predicted model, not a curated record